GUGGCGGCCCGGCCUCGGCGCGGCCCCAUAAAGGCAGCCGGUCGGUCCAUCCAUCCAUCCGCCCGGUUGCCGCUGCCCCGCUAUGUCCCCGCCGCCGCCCGCCCUGCCCUGGCUGCUCGCCGCCUGCUGCCUCUGCGCCCUCCCGCGGGGCUCAGGGUUCCCCUACCCUUCUUCGCGCUCCGGGGACGGCGCGGAUCUGCCCAAAAGCCAGCAGCUGGCACUGUGUUUCAGUCAGUGGAUGGAACUGUCUAAUCAACCCCAGAUCUCCAGCACGGUUUUGGAUCUCUGUUAUUCCAUAUUCAACAGCAUGCAAACAAAUGAGGAAUCACAGAUUGCUGCUGCAAAGUUUACAAAGAAGGAUAGUCAUGGGACUGUGGGACGGCCUUUUUUCCUUUUCAGGCCUCGGAAUGGAAGAACUGUUGAAAGCAGUGAAUACCAUGGAAUAUGAAGUUUGUGGGUCGACUUACCAGUACGAUGACUUGGUUUACAUAAAGAGACUUCCCAUUGCACUAGUUGUCUAUUAUGUGACUCAGUUGUCUGGAUUUUGCUGUUCCAUGUAAUAAAUUUGCAAUCAUUAA
Messenger RNA from Strigops habroptila (Kakapo), 578 nucleotides. It is a transcript of the gene NMS, whose product is annotated as neuromedin S. The record is from RefSeq and is a predicted model, not a curated record. The transcript has 8 exons. Bases 83 to 448 code for a protein of 121 amino acids. Lineage: Eukaryota; Metazoa; Chordata; Aves; Psittaciformes; Psittacidae.